This is a messenger RNA of Papaver somniferum (opium poppy), 408 nucleotides long. Its product is annotated as protein MEI2-like 7. The record is from RefSeq and is a predicted model, not a curated record. Gene Ontology annotation, molecular function: nucleic acid binding. The transcript has 3 exons. The coding region runs from base 1 to 408 and encodes 135 amino acids. NCBI's taxonomy places the organism in Eukaryota, Viridiplantae, Streptophyta, Magnoliopsida, Ranunculales, Papaveraceae.
AUGAAAAUACUGGACCAACACUGCAUAAAAGAGAACAAGAAAGCAGUAUUGUCAAAUCACUUGGAUGCUGUUCUUUCUGAAUAUGACUUCCUCUACUUGCCCAUAGAUUUCGUGAGGAGGGGCAACUUGGGUUAUGCUUUUGUCAACUUCACAACUUGGAUUGCUGCCAUGAGAUUUUACAAAUCUUUUGACAAAUUAAGUUGGAAGGAGACAAUGUUCAUUGACUCGCCCAAAAUCUGCGAAAUUUGUCCUGCAAGAAUUCAGGGCAAGGAUGCACAUGUAGGCCACUUUAAGCGCUUUUACUUCAAGUGUGACACGGACGAGUUCUUGCCAAUUUCAUUUUCUCCACCUCGGAAUGGUUCUACUUCACGUACUCUCCCUACAGUCCAUGGUCAGCGUCAAGGCUAG